AUGGAAUUGCAACAGCAUACUCAUUUUCCCAUCCUCACUAAACGGCAUCGGCAUGCAUUCUCAUCCGUGCAUCAGUCACUGUCAGACGGGAAGGGACGUCCAGACACCACCGGAGCUGACGACAGCACCGACGCACCACAUUCUCCUACGCAGAGAAACAGGGAUCUGGGCACCAUCUUCCAUUCCCUAUCCGGCGACUGGCAUGUUCGUCGUGUCAUUCACCACCACGGCUUAGCUGCAAACGCAGUGGACGGGAGAUUCGACGGUACUGCGACCUUCCUCCCACGCACACCGUCGACAGAAGCACCGGAGGCCGGCACCGAAGAAUACCUAUAUCGCGAGUACGGCACGUUCUGCACUGCAACCGGCACCUCGUUCCCAGCGCAGAUGAAGUACAUAUACCAGUACCAUCCCUCGUCGAACCGCCUCUCCGUCUGGCGCGUCAAGUCCGGUGCAUCUGCAAGCCUCCCAGACGAAGGCGAGGUCGACAACUGGUUUCACGAUAUCACGCUCGAACCCCCGUCAGGCGCGGAUGGGCUGGCUUGGUUUUCGGGCUAUCAGGGAGCAGGAGACUGUGUGGCCAAAGGGAGCGAGCAUCUUUGCGUCAGGGAUACGUACAAGCCGUACUAUCGGUUUUGCUUUCGGGGAGAUAAGGUGUCAGAAUUUGGGAUUGGGUACGAUGUGAGUGGGCCGGAGAAGGCGUAUGUUAGCGAAGGGUGGUUUGAGCGGACGUAG
Molecule: messenger RNA, 735 nt
Organism: Sparassis crispa
Lineage: Eukaryota; Fungi; Basidiomycota; Agaricomycetes; Polyporales; Sparassidaceae
Exons: 1
Coding region: 1-735 (244 amino acids)
Source: RefSeq, a predicted model, not a curated record